Messenger RNA from Plasmodium vinckei vinckei, 1389 nucleotides. Its product is annotated as U4/U6 snRNA-associated-splicing factor, putative. The record is from RefSeq and is a predicted model, not a curated record. The transcript has 2 exons. The coding region runs from base 1 to 1389 and encodes 462 amino acids. Gene Ontology annotation, molecular function: RNA binding. NCBI's taxonomy places the organism in Eukaryota, Apicomplexa, Aconoidasida, Haemosporida, Plasmodiidae.
AUGAAUGAGAGUCAGGAAAAAAAACGAAGAAAAGUAGAUCCAAAUAAUGAAAAUGAAGUUGACAAAUAUUAUUAUAAAGAAAAUGACAAAGAAAAUGACAAGACGGAUACAAACCAAUUCGAUCUUAAUGAUGAUGAGAAAAAACUUUCUAAACAUUUUUUGAUAAAAAAUUUAAGUGAUCAAAGUUUACUAUUAAAUAAUUUAAAAACAUUAGAGGAAAACAAAUUAUAUGUAAAAAAUAUUAAUGAAAAUUUGUCAAAAACAGAUUUUGAUAGUUUUUUUUCAAAUAUUAUAGGGUAUGUAGAUACAAGAAUUAUUUUAAACUCAUCAGGGAAAUCAAAAAAAUUUGCAUAUAUAGAAUUUGAUACUAAACAAAAUGCAUUAAAUUUUUUAGAUACAUUAGAAAAUAGUGAUGUUGAAAAGUUUAAAAAAUUUUUCAUUAAUAAUAAUAUUCUUUAUACAUGUAUAUCUGAUCCACAAAAAAAUAUUUAUGAACAAAAUAAAAUUUUUAUUAAAUUUAUUAAUCUAGUUACUCAAACUGAUGAAAAUAUAAUUCACCAAAUUAAACAAUUUCUACUAUCCCAUUCUGUCCCUGUCUUGGACAUAAGGCUCCUUGGCGACGCUGACUCGAAGCAUGGCUACAUUGAAGUAGAAAACAAUGAGGACGUGAUAAAGUGUGUCGAGGAAAUCAAGCGGUGCAACUUAGGAGAUGGAACUACAGAGUGCAUUAUGAAUUACUCUAUCCCAAUAAUAAAAAAAAAGAUAAUACCAGAUAUGGAAAAAAUUAAAAUAAAGAAAGAAAAAAAUAAACAACUAAAAGAUGAAAAAAGAAAAGAAGAAAAUAGUGCAAUUAUUGUUGUAAAAAAUUUAAACUAUAAUACAAGAAAAUAUAAACUUGAACAAUUGUUUCAACAAAUUGGUGAAAUUGAAAAUAUAAAUUUAAGUAAAAAAACAUCUGAAAAAAAUAAUAAAAGAAAUAAAGGUUAUGCUUUUAUAACUUUUAAAAAUAAAGAUGAUGCUACAGCAGCAUUAAUAUUAAAUGAUACAAUUUUAGACGGAAGAAAUAUAUUAAUAUCAAAGUUUAUUGAUAAUAUAAAAGAUAAUCGAAGAGGAGAAAAAAAAAACAACAUUAAUUAUGAACAGGAUGAUAUUUUGAAUGAGCAAGGAUAUUCAAAAAAUCCAUCGACAUAUGUCAGUACCCCAAAACAAUGGAAUAUACCCACACAAAAAAUAAAACAUACAUAUCAUGUAAGACAAAAUUUUAUCGAAAAAAAACGAAUAAAUUUAAAAGAUGAAUAUAACCAUAUAAAUUUAAUUUCAGAAAAAAGGGCUGAUGAACCAUCAUGUCCUAUGACAAAUGAUGAUUUUCGAAAAUUAUUUUUUAAAUAA